Messenger RNA from Drosophila takahashii, 5430 nucleotides. RefSeq lists its product as uncharacterized. Lineage: Eukaryota; Metazoa; Arthropoda; Insecta; Diptera; Drosophilidae. The record is from RefSeq and is a predicted model, not a curated record.
CUGAUUCGAAACAUAACGAACGUGUCGUGCUACAAAAUUAUUAGUUUUAUUCCCAACUCCUGCAAAAUCGAUAGUGUUUUGCAAAAAUGUUGAAAAAAUUCGUGGAAGUGAACGCGGAGUGCAGUCCAUCGGCGAAUCCGUACGAGGUGCGAACCUUUCUGGGCAACGAAACGUCGCCGGAAUGGAAGGCGGAGAACUGUCCGCCCCGCGAUCGCGUUUGCCAAAAGAAACCGCCCAACUCCACGAUCUCCCAAGUGCUGACCAUCGAGGAUGAGCUGCGUCGCAUCCACCAGAAGGCGGAGGAGUCGCGCUUCAUUAGGCCCUACAAGAAACAAUGUGCCCUCUACGACGAGUACACCAUGUGCAUCAUACCACAACGAACCCAGGCGGAGCUGAAGACGCACGCCGAGAUGCGAGAGCGCCUGCUGGCAGCCCGCAAGGAUUUUGGCCUGGUAGAGCACGACGCCCGGGUGGAAAGGACAUGUCCCAAGGACCUGGUGGUGCUCAACAGUCCCAUGGACAUGGGCGAGGAGGAGCAGCAGGCCGAGGAGGGCGAGGAGGAGGAGGAGGGCGAGGUCAAGCCACAACUGGCCACUCCCGAAUGCAGCUCGGACAUGAUCAUUAUUCCGGACAAGCGCAUGUUGGAGCUAAAGCGUCCCAAGAGUCGCAUCUACUUGAACGAAACCGAAGUUGGCCCACUGGAGGAGCUGCCCUUUCCCUCCUACAAUCCGCGUGUCCUGCAAGAGGGCUUAGAGGGCGAGAACCUUAAGACCUACGAUAUCAUCGAGGGCUGUAGUCCACAGGAUCUGUGGACCUGGAAUGUGGGCUAUCAGAAGCGCGAAGAGCAAAUGGACCAGGAGUUCAUCGCCGCCUCUCUGCCCAAAUAUGAAAAGGACGGCGAACUCACGCUCUAUAAUAUACCACAGCAGCUGGAAAAGACCUUCACCGCUGAGAUUGUGUUCGGAAAUCGAAAUAUCUAUCCGGAACCGAAGCAGGAGUCUUACCGAUUGCAAUACUACAAUCGACCCAGUGAGAUCGGCGCCAUUAUAGUGGCCUUCGUGGAGAGCUUUCGCUUGAAUCCCGAUUUCUGGACAGGAGCCACCAUGGACGGCAUCCUCAAGCGCGGUGUCAAGUUGACUAAAAAGAGCGCCGACCUGAACUACAAGUCGGAGGUGAAUGACUUCGAUAUCAUUCAACAGGUGGCGGAACGGGAUGCAGCCGUCGAGAUAAAGAUUCACUUUUCCGGGCUGCUCAAGAACGAACCGAACAUGUUCAAGGCGCUUUCGCUGUUCUUUUCCAAAUACAAUGCCUGUAUUUUCACCUCACGCGAUCUCUUCCUGCUGAUCUGGAAGCGCUGCCUGAACUCGUACUACAUUUUCGAUCCCAAUGGACGGGAUGAGGACUGCGAGCGGGAUUUCGAGGAGGGAAAGUGUUCGCUGAUGGCCACUCGAUAUACUGAGCAUCUGGUGCACCUGAUCACCAAGUUCAGUGACCUCCAGCCGCAGGAUGAGUUCAAUAUCUUUGAGAUAUCUCUGACGCAGUAUGGGAAACUGAAGGAUCCACCUAUUAAGGCGGUGGAGAACGAGGAGUUCCACAAAAUGUGGGCCGUGGUGAACGAGAACUUUGCGGUGAAAACAGCGGCCACGGGUGGCAUUCACCAGCCCAUUUCGGGUAAUGAGAAGAAUGCCUCGCUGGUUGUGUCCCUGAUAGCUCUGAUUUACUCGGAGUUUGAGCUGGCUAAACUUUGGAAGCCCGGCACUGUGGAUGAUAUCAUUCGGUAUGGAGUGGCCUACUAUAAAACCCUUCGCAAGAAGUUCCGACUGGAUGGCAAGCGGUGGAAGAACAAGAAGCCCCACUUGAAUGUCGUGGAUCUGCCGGAAAUGUUCCUAAUGGGUGCUUUUAAGGCCACCGUUCGCAAGCAUCCCUUCAUGAUCAAUGGUCAUGUGGCGGACUGCAAGAGCUACUUGGAAUCCCAGCUAACGAUGGCUCUGCAUCAGUUGUUUAAUAUGCCCCAAUGGCCAUCGGCGCUGCUCCAGAUUGACAACUCGGUGAUGGCCGUUUGGCGGGACAGGGAGUUCUUCUAUGUCUUCGAUCCCUUCCGGCGAAAUCGAACUGGUUUGGUGGUGGAUCCCGAUGACUAUACCAUCAAGGGUCUGGCCGUGCUGCAAAUGCACACUACUUUCGACUCCUUUGUUCGCGUGAUCUACAAGAAUGCUUUGAAGAUGCGACGUGGUGGCAAGUUCUUUAUCCACGGCAUCCGAACGGGUUGCAUUCGUCCGCUGCAGGUGAUGACCCCGCAGACGAACAAGUUUCCGGGUCUGCAGAUGGGUCUGCCCACCUUCACGGAUGAGCCACCGCUGCCGGAGUUGAAGCAGAAGAAGAGUAUCGAGAGUAUUCCAGAGGAGGAUCGCUUCCCCACGGUGGAUGAGAAGGAGAUGGUGGAGGAGCUGAUCAACAUGAUCAUCAAUAGCAUUAUAAAGGAACUGCCUGAACCGCAACCAAAGCGGCCGUAUCUCUAUAAGCCGGCGCAAAAGGUGCUGCUGCGGACGGAUCAGGAGAAUCUCAAGGCGCUGCGGCUGAAGAUCAAGCGGGGCUAUGAACUUGGCCAGGCGGCGGCGGCGGAGGAGGAGGAGGAUCUGAAGCGAGUGCUCACCGUCGAGGAGGAAGUGGCGCUCAAAAGCAACUUCAAGGCUUUGCCGGAUGGCUCCUGGAUCAUCAUGGGCACCACGCAGCUUCCCCAGCUGGACGAGGAGAUGGCCAAGCUGGGUGGCCUGCUGGCCGGGCUGGUGGCCAUGGCCGUUUCCUCCAAGUACAAGCUAUCCACCUGGAAUGCCGAUCUCAUCGAGUUCUCCUUGGAGUCGGCCAAUAGCUUUGGCGAUGAUUACCAGAAUUAUGAGUACAUUUUGGCCUGCCUGUUGGCCAAAAAACUACCCGACAUCGCCAUCGGCGAGAGCAACUACAGUUUGGAGGUCAAGAAGGUGGUCAAGUCCUCGAUCAUGGUGCCUCUGCGCCAGGUUUUGGUGGAUCUCCUGGUGGACAACAAUAGGUUGCUACUCGUUUGCCAGCGCUUCUCCUGCGUGAUCUUCAAGCGCUAUAACUUCGUGUACAUGUUCAUUGGAUUCCCCUGCAAUGCGAUUGGCUAUCGAAAGGGUGGAUCUGGACCUGCUUGUCUCCUCCGCUUUGUGGAAUUGGAUGCAUUGAUUAAGCGCAUCGAGUUCGGCUGCAAUCCACAGGGCUGCUCGGUGAUGAACUUCAUCGUGGCCUGCGUCCAAAUGGUGGACAAUAAUAUUCAUGGGCGUUUCCGACCCUGGCGCAAGGAGGAUGACGACAAGGAGGUCAAACAGGAGACGGCGAGGCAGAAGAAGCUGCGGGAUCAGCGGCUGGAGAAGAUGCGCUACAUCGACGAGGAGCUCAGGAAGGAGAACGAGCGCAUUCAGAUGUUCCUCAAGGCCAAACAGGAGCACCAGGACAGAAAGGAGGGAAAGAAACCCGAAUACCGGGACAUUGGCAUCGACGAGGGCGAGGGAGAGGAGGGCGACGACGAGGAGGAGGACAUGGUCGGCGAGGAGGAGGGCGAGGAGGAAGGCGAGGGCGAGGAGGAGGUGGAGCUGAAGCACCGACCGGGCAAGAAGCUGCCCAAGGAGCUUCGUCGGGCGUACAAGCCUCGUCCCAUAAUGUUCGGCUACAGGAUGCGCGAGAAGGACUGCAACUUCAAGAUCCAGGGCAGCCUGGCGCUCGAGGGCCGUGAGAAGGGUUCCUUCAAGACCAUCAAGCCCUGCUACUUUGCCUCCGCUUUGGCCAUCAUCAGUUGCUCCCUGCGUCCCUUGAAUCAAUGGAAUUCCUACAGGAUCGAUCGGGUGAUCAAUAAUGCCAAGGCAAUUUCCACGGGAGUUUGUGAACUGGAAUCGGUGUUCGAACGGGUAGUUCGCCACGUUACCAUAGAUGAUUAUGAGUUUGAUAUUUGGAUACGCUGCUUUGAGCCGGCGGGCAUGUGGACCCCAACGCCGGUGAAGAAACCCGGUUCUCCGGAAGUAGGCCUAAUGAUCUUCAAGAAGAAAUUCGGCAAGCUGCUGAACCAGCGCAAAUACAUGAUUAUCUUUACGCCCAAUGGGAGCUAUGCCAUCUACCACGACGAGUUCUUUCACCUGUUUGAUCCCUAUGGCAGCAUGGAGAAGCCUGGAGGGGAUGAAGAGCAGGAAGACGACGAUGACGACGACGCCGAGGAGGGAGGUGGAAAGAAAAAGAAGCGUUGUCCCAAGGGACCCAAACGUUGGCCUGAAAGAAACACCGCCUCCUGGGUUCUCCUCUACGAUGUGGAUUCGGUGAUCAAGUACAUCGACGAUCGGAGUGCCGUGAAGAACUGGAAGGAGAAGAACCUGUACAAGUUCUUCCUGGUGGAUGUGCUUUCGCACAAGAAGGCGGCACCGAAUGCCAGGAUUCUGCAACUCCUCACCGAUCUCUCGAUACCCAUGACCUGCACGAAUAAGCAGUACGGCCGACCCGAGUACGAGAUCUGUGCCACCAACGAAUCUUUGGGAUGGCUGGAACUGGAGAACUGUUUGCCCGUUUGGAGCCGGUUGAAUCGCCGAAAUACGGCUGGCAAGUAUCGCAAUCUGCCGAUCAGCAAGAUCAAGAAGUUCGACAUCGAGAUCGAGGGACGCCUGUGGUCGCUGUGGGGCAAUCUCCAUCCGGAGGCGCCGGUCUUUGAGGACGAUGUGCGGGGUCGCCAGUAUCUGGGCUGCUAUGUGAUGGCCUGCUGUGCGGCCAGUGUCUAUCGGUUGAUGGACUGGAGUCCACAUCUCCUGGACACGAUAGUGGUCAGCGGGAAUACCUACUUCAAGGAGAGCAUCGAUCAGAUCAGCAAGGAGGACUACGAGUUCUCGCUGGAGAACCUCAACAUCGACUGCUCCAUGGACACCAUCAAUUUCGUGGUCCACAUCGAGCAUGUGUGCUAUGGCAAACUCUACCGGGUGCCCACCUUCAACCGGAUGAAUCUCUCCGAAGCUCUGAUCUACUUCUUCAGUCACUACCAGUUCGGCAUUGUGAGUGUGCGCAAGCGAUCGCUGGCCAUCGGGUUUUGUCCCGGCCACGAUGGCGGCUACUUUAUGUACGACUGUCAGGAGAAGGACCAUCCGCUGUUCCCCAAGCAACAGGGCGCCUCCUACAUGCUGCGCACCCGCCACCUCCAGGUGCUCCUCUACUGCGUGGUGGUCACCCUGAAUGUGCCGUUCUACAACAUCGACUUCAGCAUCCACAAGGUGGAGAUGCUGCGCGAGGGAGCCACCGUCGAGAACGAGGAGGAGGAGGGCGGCGAGGAGGUCGGCGCUUGAGGAGAUUCGUGAGGUAUUCGUGGCGGCAGAGGCUCAGGAUUUAGUUACUAAUUGUUUGGAUAAUAUAUAUGGAAUUAGGGGUAUAAUUUAAUAAAGCUUU